GAGAAUAUCUUCACAGAAAACAAAUAUCCGAAUCAAUUUCUUCCAUAACCUUAUCCUAAGCCAAUCACACAGACAUCCCCCACUAAGCAUCCAACAUGAGCGACGACAAUAGCCCCGUCACCGCGUACCCCGCGACGUCAAUCACGGCGCAAAACCAAGAAGGUGGCCCUGGCCUCGAUGCCAAAAUGGAGCAAAAAGCAGAAUGGUCACGUCUCGAAUUCUGGGACGAUGAUCAGAAGCCGUAUCUCAAAGAAUACGAAGGCCGCGGCCUGCUCCAAGGCAAAGCAGCGCUAAUCACUGGCGGCGACUCUGGCAUCGGACGUGCAGUUGCCAUUUUGUUUGCAAGAGAAGGCGCAGAUGUAAGCAUUGUGUAUCUGCCCGAGGAAGAGGAAGACGCACAGUAUGUCAAGAAGAGGGUUGAAGAGGCAGGCCGCAAAGCCAACCUCAUGCAACUCAACCUGCGGGAGCGCAAGAAUUGCGAGCAAGCCGUCGAGCAGCACAUGAAGGCAUUCGGAAAGCUGAACGUGCUAGUCAAUAAUGCCGCAAUGCAAGAAAUGGUUACCGACAUUACCGAAAUCGAUCUUGAUGUCACAGAAAAGACUUUCCAGACAAACGUCAUUUCCAUGUUCGCAAUGAGCAAGUACGCACUCAAGCAUAUGAAGCGUGGCGACUGCAUUGUCAAUAGCACAAGUGUCGCUGCAUACAUGUCUAAUCCCACACUCCUCGACUACGCAUCUACCAAAGGCGCAAUCGCAACCUUCACCAGGGGUCUGGCGCAGCAGCAAGCACCCAAUGGAAUCAGAGUCAAUGCAGUCGCACCUGGAAUCAUAUGGACCCCUCUCCAACCAGCCACCAAGGCGAACCCUGCAGAUGCCAUGGAGUCACUGGGAGUGGGCGCUUGUCCGCUAAAUCGGCCAGGCAUGCCUGUUGAGAUGGCCACGUGCUAUGUGCAUCUUGCGUCGCCGUUGGGAUCGUACUGCACGGGUGAGGUAUUGCAUGGCUCGGGCGGCAUAGAGAUGCAGGGGUAGGGGGCUGAGGAAAAGCAAAGACCAUGAUUGUACAAGAGGGAUAACAUCAUUAUGACAGUGAGAUGGUGUACGAGAUCAAAGUUAUGAAAUGUAAUUGAUGGAUGCGUGGUUUUCGUGUGGAACGAACAAUCAAGCUCUU
This is a messenger RNA of Bipolaris maydis ATCC 48331, 1167 nucleotides long. RefSeq lists its product as uncharacterized. Lineage: Eukaryota; Fungi; Ascomycota; Dothideomycetes; Pleosporales; Pleosporaceae. The record is from RefSeq and is a predicted model, not a curated record. Gene Ontology annotation, molecular function: oxidoreductase activity.